AUGGCCAAAACAACCUUCCCAACUGUGAACAAAUGCACAUCGAUAGGCAGAGAACAACACGCAGUGGUUGCUGACAUGGAUGGAACCUUGCUUAGAGGCCGUAGCUCUUUCCCUUACUUUGCACUUGUGGCCUUCGAGGUUGGUGGGAUUCUGAGGCUCCUUUUCUUGCUCCUUGCAACCCCACUAGCUGGACUUCUCUAUUACUUUGUCUCAGAAUCUGCAGGGAUCCAAGUUCUGGUCUUUGCAACAUUUUCUGGUAUGAGAGUCUCAGAUAUUGAGUCGGUGGCUCGAGCUGUAUUGCCAAAGUUUUAUUCGAGCGAUCUUCACCCAGAGACUUGGCGUGUGUUCUCUGCAUGUGGGAAAAGGUGUGUGCUAACUGCGAAUCCAACAAUAAUGGUGGAAGCGUUUUUGAAAGAUGUGUUGGGAGCUGAUUUGGUUUUGGGUACUAAGAUAGCAACUUAUAAGGGCAGAGCAACUGGGUUGGUUUGUAAGCCUGGGGUACUUGUUGGGAAGAACAAAGCUGAUGCUCUUGAAAAGGCCUUUGGAGAAACUCAGCCAGAUAUUGGUCUUGGUGAUAGAGAUACAGAUACUCCCUUUAUGUCACUGUGCAAGGAGGCUUUUAUUGUGCUACCCCAACCAGAAGUAAAGCCUGUGACAAUGGACAAACUCCCCAAGCCAAUUAUCUUCCAUGAUGGCCGCCUUGUUCAAAAGCCAACACCUCUCGUGGCACUCCUCACCAUUCUUUGGAUCCCCACAGGCUUCCUCUUAGCCUGUCUUCGAAUCACCGCGGGUGCCAUCCUCCCCAUGCCACUAGUCUAUUACGCUUUCAUGGCACUAGGUGUUCGUGUCACUAUCAAAGGCACCCCUCCUCCUCAGGCCAAAAAAUCCAUAGGCCAAUCUGGUGUCCUCUUUAUUUGCUCCCACAGAACCUUACUUGACCCUAUUUUCCUUUCCACCGCCCUCGGCCGUGCCAUCCCUGCUGUGACCUACUCUGUCUCCCGCCUCUCCGAGAUCAUCUCACCCAUCAAGACCGUUCGCCUUAAUCGUGACCGGGCUAAGGAUGCAUCCAUGAUCAAGAAACUAUUAGAAGAAGGUGACUUAGCAAUAUGCCCUGAAGGUACAACUUGUAGGGAACCGUUUCUUUUGAGGUUUUCGGCUUUGUUUGCUGAAUUAACAGACCAACUUGUGCCUGUGGCAAUGGUGAAUCGGAUGAGUAUGUUUCAUGGAACCACAGCUAGAGGGUGGAAAGGAAUGGACCCAUUUUAUUUCUUCAUGAACCCUAGCCCAGCUUAUGAAGUAACUUUUUUGAACAAAUUGCCACUUGAGCUAACCUGCAGUUCUGGGAAGUCUAGCUAUGAGGUUGCAAAUUAUAUACAAAGCGUUAUUGCGGCAACUCUUUCUUAUGAGUGCACAAGCUUCACUAGGAAAGAUAAGUAUCGGGCACUUGCUGGUAAUGAUGGAACUGUGGUUGAGAAACCUUUACUCGAGGCCAACAAAGUAAUGGGAUGUUGA
Molecule: messenger RNA, 1512 nt
Organism: Quercus lobata
Lineage: Eukaryota; Viridiplantae; Streptophyta; Magnoliopsida; Fagales; Fagaceae
Product: glycerol-3-phosphate acyltransferase RAM2-like
Exons: 2
Coding region: 1-1512 (503 amino acids)
Biological process (GO): cutin biosynthetic process
Cellular component (GO): membrane
Molecular function (GO): phosphatase activity; glycerol-3-phosphate 2-O-acyltransferase activity
Source: RefSeq, a predicted model, not a curated record